AUGGAAAAGGCUGAGGAAGUGCUGGAACUAUACCAGCUCGAUUACUCCGAUCUUGUACUGUUAUCUUCCAGAAAUGAAAAUUCGCCGCCCGUUGGAGAAAUCGAGCGGCUGCAGUCCAUCAAAGAAGCGGUGAUGGAAAACCUAGGGCCCAACGGACCGGGGCUCAUCGCAAUCAAGUCAGUCCCCGGUGCUGCCAAUUUCCGGCGAAGUCUUCUUCCUUUGGCUCGCAAGCUUGCUCUCCUCGGCAAUGACGAUCGCAAGCGUAUCCUCAAGGAACAUAAUUUGGGGAGUGACGUUCCUUUGAAGAACUUAGAUCGAAUAGUAUCGUCUUUUGCCAUGCAAUUAAAGUAUAAUGAGAAACUAGGUGAAGACGAUGCCGUUGUUGAAAAUCAUGUUCAGGAUACAUGUAAGAUAAAUGAUGAAUCACAUUUGGCUUUUGGAAACCUUGGUUGUGAAUUUAAGAAGCUAGGGUUUUUAAUGAUGGAUCUUGGACUAUGUCUGGCUCGAAUUUGUGAUCAAGUUAUUGGUGGCCAUGAGCUGGAGCAAAGUUUAUUAGGUUGUGGCACUGCCAAAGGGCGUUUGAUACACUACCACUCAACUCGAGAUAAUUUGAUCAUUAAAGAAGCUGCUAAUAGGAAGGGACGAGCAAAUGGUAAAGUCCAAGCUAAUGGGAUGAUGAAAGUGAACCAUUCCGCAUUGAGUAAGCCAGCAAGAUCACAAAAUUGUGAUGGUGAUAAAUCAUUAUUUCAUAACCAGAAUGUUCGUUGGCAACAAUGGCACUAUGAUUAUGGUAUAUUUACAGUUUUAACGGAUCCCAUGUUCAUGUUACCUUGUGAUAAACAGUGCCUUUCUCCUAAUCGGCAUACAUACUUAAAGAUAUUUCAUCCAGCUGUGAAUAAGAUAUUUGUGGUUAAGGCUGCUCCGGAAAGUUUCAUUGUUCAAGUAGGGGAAGCAGCUGAUGUGUUAUCAAAAGGGAUUCUUAAGGCCACCCUUCAUUGUGUUUCUAAGCCGUUGGAGCUGGAAGACUUAAGCAGGCAGACCUUUGUUGUUUUCUUGCUGCCUGCUUGGGAUAAAACCUUCUCUCUCGCAGAUUAUCCUGUGGAAAGCUUAAAUUCAGUGCGCAGAAAGAAUUCUAAUUUGUUUGACAAGAAAUAUAUUGGUGUUGAGUUCGAGCCGCAGGAUUCGUCUGAUGAAAUUCAUAGCAUAAUUCCACCGCUUUUGUCACGGAUGAGAGAUGGAAUGACGUUUGCGGAAUUUUCAAGAGAAACCACCAAGCAGUAUUACGGUGGUAAUGGUUUACAAUCUAAGAGAUAG
Molecule: messenger RNA, 1314 nt
Organism: Oldenlandia corymbosa var. corymbosa
Lineage: Eukaryota; Viridiplantae; Streptophyta; Magnoliopsida; Gentianales; Rubiaceae
Source: the annotation of a GenBank genome assembly